Molecule: messenger RNA, 2079 nt
Organism: Petromyzon marinus (sea lamprey)
Lineage: Eukaryota; Metazoa; Chordata; Hyperoartia; Petromyzontiformes; Petromyzontidae
Product: cytochrome P450 1A5-like
Biological process (GO): progesterone metabolic process; hormone biosynthetic process
Molecular function (GO): heme binding; steroid 17-alpha-monooxygenase activity; iron ion binding
Source: RefSeq, a predicted model, not a curated record
UGUCGCUCUCUCUCUCUCUCGCUCCUCCCCUCCCACCUCUCUCUGUGUUUGCGUGCGUGCCGCGUUCCGUGUGCGUGAGUGCAACAGGCGUCGUGUGCGAGCAGAGCGUUCAGACUACGAGUCUUCGCACGCGACAGCGGGGGGGCGAGGCGGUCCCGACAAAAGCGGUUUCCUGCACCCUCCCCAUCCCUCCCUCCCUCCCACGUCUCGCGCUCACCUGGAUCUGCUGCAGUCCGCACCAGCAUCACCCCCGGGCAAGACAAAAGCCUCGCCAUGUCGGACCCAAACCUCUCGGAGGACCAAAUGGUCCACCAACCUCAACAGCACCACGCCAUGUGGCCCAUCACAGUGCAGGCCUUCCUCCUCCUCCUCUCCGCCUUCUUCCUCGCGCUCGCCGCCCUGCAGAAGAAGCGAGCGGCGACGUCUCCAUCGACGUCGACGCCGCCACCGUCAUCCUACCCGACUCCGCGCGGCCCGUUCGCUUGGCCCCUCGUCGGCAACGCCAUGGAGCUGGGCAGCGCUCCGCACGUCACCCUGGCUCGCUGGAGCAAAGUCUACGGCGACGUCAUGAAGAUACAGAUCGGCUCGCGUCCCGUGGUAGUGCUCAGCGGCCUGGAGACCAUCAGGCAGGCGCUCGUGCGCCAAGGCGACAGCUUCGCCGGGCGGCCAAAGUUCGAGUCCUUCUCGAUCGUGGGUAACGGCCUGAGCCUGGCGUUUAACAGCACGUACGGGCCCACGUGGAAGGCCCACAAGAGGAUGGCGCAGGGGGCACUGAGGGCCUUCUCCGAAGAGGAGGCGCGGCCGUCGACGGGAACCUCGACUGCGUCGGCGUCAAUGUGCGCUUUGGAGGAGCACGCCGCGUCCGAAGCCGCGGAGCUGGUGCGGAUCUUCCUGGAGGGCAGCAAGGCCGCGACCGGCGCCGCGGGCGGCACCGCCGCCCGCGGCAGCGGCGUCGACGGCCCCCGGCCGCCGACCGCGAAAGCCGGGUUCGACGCCGUGCAGCCGCUGGCGCUCGCCGUGGCGAACGUGAUCACCGCGCUGCUUUUCGGCAAGCGGUACGCGCACGACGACGAGGAGCUGGCGGGCAUCGUGGCGCUGGCCCACGACUUCGUGAAGGUGACGGCGGCCGGCAACAUCAGCGACUUCGUGCCGGCGGCGCGCCUCCUGCUGCCCUCGUGCCGCGACAGCAUGCGGCGCUUCACGGCGCUCAACCAUCGCUUCUCCGAGUUCAUCAGGCGCCGCGUGUCCGAGCACCACAGGGCCCACGACAAGAGCAACAUGACGGACGUCACUAGCUGGCUCAUCUCGCUCAGCCAGGACUCGAAGUUCGACGAGAACGGGAACGUGGAGUUCCCGCUGGACAAGGUGGCCUCCAUCGUGUCGGACUUCUUGGGAGCCGGGUUCGACACCAUCUCCACGACACUCAGCUGGAGCAUGCUGUACCUCGCCGCCUACCCGGACACACAGGAGCGUAUCCACCGGGAGCUUGACGCAGUGGUGGGCAGGCAGAGACGACCGUCACUCAACGACCGCCGCCAGUUACCCUUCACGGAAGCCUUCAUCCUGGAAGUGCUGAGACACUCGUCCGUGGUUCCAUUCACCAUCCCACACAGCACCACUCGCGACACCGUGCUGCAGGGCUUCUUCAUUCCCAAAGACACCUGCAUCUUCAUCAACCAGUGGCAGGUGAAUCACGACAGCGCGCUCUGGGACGAGCCGUUCGCCUUCCGUCCCGAGCGCUUCCUGAGCGAGGAUCAGUCAUCCGUGGACCGCACGCGCGCCGCCAACCUGCUGUCCUUCGGCACGGGCAAGCGACGCUGCAUGGGCGAGGCGGUGGCUCGCUCCGAGCUCUUCCUCUUCCUCUCCAUCCUCCUGCACCACCUGCGGAUCCGCACGGCCGACGGCCAAGCGCCCGACAUGUCCGCGGUGUACGGCCUCUCGCUCAAGCACCGCACGUGCCUGCUGCUAGCCGAGUCGCGGAGCUGAGCACGCGCGCUGCACGUGCUCUUACGUGUGUGUGUGUGCGUGCGUGCGUGUGUGUGUGCGCUGGGGCGGUGGUGGCCGCUCACCACCACCCCC